This is a messenger RNA of Scutellospora calospora, 1987 nucleotides long. Lineage: Eukaryota; Fungi; Glomeromycota; Glomeromycetes; Diversisporales; Gigasporaceae. The record is from the annotation of a GenBank genome assembly.
UGUAAGACCAAGACAAUUCCUAGAGACAGAUACUGAGAAUAGAAUAAAAACUAUAUUCACAGAACGACAAGGAUAUUUAUUACAUGAAUUUAUUAACAGAGAUGAUCCAUUUCGUCUCUUUAUUGAUUUUGAUUUACCCCAAGAAACGUUAAAUAAUAUCAAACCAAAAUUCAUAUAUAAACAAGUUUAUUAUGCUCUAAUCAGAGCUUUUAGAGUUGCUUCUUUUAUUGAUCUUGUCAGUAAAAAGCUCCUAGUGGUUAAAAUAAAAUAUGAGAAAACUAGUAAAAAAACUGAUAAGCAUAUUCAUCCAAAGAUAGCUAUGAUGCCUAAAGAUAGUACAAUUUUCGAUUUUAUGCUCCGUUCACCUAAUGAUGAGGCACCGGUUGUAGACAGUCUUCUUUUAUCAGUUCCAGAGCUAGUAACAACCAGAAUAUAUAACUCCUACAAUAAAGCCACUGAAACUACAAAAGCUGAAUUCAAAUUGAUAGAAUCACUGCUUAAAGAAAAAAGUAUCGAAGGAUAUUCACUUUUAUAUUCAUUAGAAAAAUAUCCUAACACUUUUCUAUUAACACAUAUAAUAUCUUCACACUGUCUACUUUGUGAUCGAGAAUAUACUAGUGACAAUAAAAAAGAACCAGAUGUAAGAAAAUCUUUAAUAAAACUUACUAUAGAUAAAUCAGCUGAGAAACAAGAAAAAAGAUUUCCAGAACCAGUAAAAUUAAAGAAACCCAGAAUUUCAGAUCCCAAUGAUCAUUUUCUACUUAAAAUAGAAGAUUUUGAUAAUAGUCUUUUCUAUGAUAUGGCAUCCAAACUAGAUAUAGCAGAGUAUGAAAUUAAAGUAACAGAAUAUCAGAGGGAAUCAAUAGGAUUAAGAACAUUCAUAAAUCAAGCAGUUGUUAAAGAAUUCAAAGCUCAGCUAGCAAAAGAGAUUAAUCCUGCCAUUAUAGACCCAAUUUUAUGGCAUGCAAAAAAUAUAAUCUCUGGUAAGAGUGAAGAACUUAGUAAACAAAUUCAGGUUCUGAACUUUUCUAUACAACCUCUGAUCUUGAAAAAUAUUGAAAAGCACAAAUAUAAUGAUCAUCUCAAAUCACUUAUUACAGAAGAUUAUUUAACAAUUGAGUAUAAAGGUCUUAAACCCAAAGUUUUAAAAGAUUAUUCUAGAUUUAUGGUAUUAAGCAAUCAUAAUGUUCUACUUCAAAUAGAAAUAGGUGACAGACAUGUUGUAUAUUUUGAUGUAUCUUCUUGUUGUAAAGGCAACACAACAUAUUUUAAGAAUUUAGCUAAAGUAUUAGAAUAUCCUAAUGCACCUAGUAUGGUUAUGGCUUAUCUCCUUACUCUUGAUCUCUCAGACUGGAAUCCACAAAAUAUUCCUAGCACUAAAAUAAAACCUGAGGAUCAAGUUAACAAACCUAGCAGCAAUAUCGAAGAAUUUUCAGACUCAUCUCAAUCUGAGAUACUCGUCAAUACUUCCACAGAUAUCCCUGUAUUCGACGUAUCUAAAAUUGUUAUACCUCAACCAGAGAAAAAUAUAGCCAAGUCAUCAACUACUGAUCAUAUCAAAAAAGUUGCUUCAUCAUCUGAAUCUGCCAAUAUAUCUAUAACUCCUGAGAUUAUAUAUGUAGAAGCUGUGGACAAUAAAUCUGAGAUCAUUGAAUCAGUGAAUGAAGAAGUUAAUUCAUCUUCUAAUAUACUUGUUGAUGAUGAACUCGAGAUCUCUUCAGACCUAGCUGUAAAUAACAAACUAUCUCCCAAAUCCAAUCUUGAUAAGUUCAUUACUAUUACAAAUAAAAACAGAACUGAUUCAAUAGAUUAUCUCACAAGAAUAGAUGUUGAUACAAAUACUUGUCUCUUUAAUAUAGAACAAGGCAAUGAUUCUUAUGAUUUUAUAGAAAUGAUGCAUAGAGAGAGAUUGAUAGGAGAAGAAAUCUUAUGCUAUAGACUUGAAGAUGCAGGUAGACCCAUAUGGUUAGACACCAAUGAAGAAUAG